AUGAUGCUUACCCGAUUUAUCAUGUAUCCGCACAUGUUCUUCGCAAGCCUGAUUCAUCCCACUGAAUCGCUCUUUGUGCCAGCUUUUGCUGUAUCGUGGGGUACACUGUUGAUUGACAUGACGGAAUUUGGAAGCGGUCGUGCCGGUGAAUGGCUUAACCAGACAUUGCUGGUUCUUUACUGGAUCAACGUGGCUUUUUCCUUCUGCCUGAGUCUAACCGUUUAUCUGACUCUCUGGUCAUCUCAAUCGUUCACCCUCGAUCGCAUGACUCCAAUUUGGAUCUUCCCAGCCUAUCCCCUCCUCAUCAUUGGAACUCACGCUGGGGCACUGUCUGGAAAGUUGUCUGAUCCUCGCCAAGCCAUCCAGGUCAUUGUUGGUGGGUGCACACUCCAAGGAAUUGGUUUCCUCGUCUCUCUAAGCAUCUAUUCGGCCUAUGUAUAUCGACUCUUCUCGCAUAAGAUUCCUGUCGAGUCCCUUCGACCUGGCAUGUUUGUCUCUGUCGGCCCUUCGGCGUUCACGGUCAGUGGAAUGCUCAACUGUGUCAUGAAUCUACCCGGCAUCAUUGCAAAAACUCCUGGAUCGACCUUUAUCGGGGUGCCCGGCGAGCUUGCGGCUCAGAUCUUACGAGUUUCCGUCAGCUGGUUCUCACUUUGGGUAUGGGGGCUGGCCUGGUGGUUUUUCUUUGUUAGCUUGGCAUCCAACAUCGUCUGUCUCAGGGAGAAGCACCGUGUGCCAUUCUCCAUGCCAUGGUUUAGUUUCGUCUUUCCUCAGACAGCUCUUACCGCCGCAACAUUUGCCAUCGCAAAUUCAUUCGAGAUUGAGGCUCUCAAAAUUAUCGGCUGCGUCCUAACAUGCCUGUUGGUUGUGGUGUGGUUGCUGGUCGUUGGAAGCAUGGUCAAAGCUAUUAUUGAUAAGCAGAUCCUCUGGCCGGAGAAGGGCGAAGAUCGAACGGAGGGCAAUUUCAAACCUGACAAAGUCAUGCCACCUUUGGUCAGAAUCUCGACUGGCGGGCUUACUUUCCGAGGGGUGAGGAAAAACUUCGACGAGGACGAUACAGAGAAUCGAGGUAAUUAA
Messenger RNA from Exophiala mesophila, 1074 nucleotides. RefSeq lists its product as uncharacterized. Gene Ontology annotation, biological process: malate transmembrane transport. Gene Ontology annotation, molecular function: malate transmembrane transporter activity. Gene Ontology annotation, cellular component: membrane. The transcript has a single exon. The coding region runs from base 1 to 1074 and encodes 357 amino acids. Lineage: Eukaryota; Fungi; Ascomycota; Eurotiomycetes; Chaetothyriales; Herpotrichiellaceae. The record is from RefSeq and is a predicted model, not a curated record.